AUGAACCUCUUUGGAAUGCUCAUGUUGGUCAUCCUCACAGGACGCCCACCAUUCUUAGGGACUGAUGGAGACGGUCAGCAGAUCACUACAUGGGCGUCCGAGCGCAUGUCCUCGGGGGACAUGGGAAGCCUCAAGGAUCCCACCAUGGACGCCCCUACAGAUGCUGUGCUGUGUGUGGCUCAGCUCGCUCUCGCCUGCACCGUGGAGCGCACUGCAGCCCGCCCGAGCAUGGCACACGUCGCCAACGAGCUGCAGGUCAUCAGGGAGGAAUGGGUGGGGAAAGAGGAGCUGAGCGCGGCUGUGAAGGUGGAUUCACGAGUGCAGGAGAUGAAGGAGGUCAAAGCCAGCGUGCUAAGCCUCAACACAGAGCUUCGCAUUAUUGAAGACAACUUGGCGGAAGGAUAG
Closterium sp. Naga37s-1 is the source of this 405-nucleotide messenger RNA. The record is from the annotation of a GenBank genome assembly. NCBI's taxonomy places the organism in Eukaryota, Viridiplantae, Streptophyta, Zygnematophyceae, Desmidiales, Closteriaceae.